AUGCCGUCUUUCUCCAGUUCAGAAACAGAGCCCAAAAUUGCAAAGGAGGCACACAGCAAUCAAAGUUCUCACAAUGACAUUGGGAAUGAAAUGGAAGAAAAAAUUAAAAAGGAUGAACAGGAGCACAAAGACCUGAAGAAAGAAGCUGUCUCAGACCCCACAGAAAACAUUGCUGUGCCACUGAAACCAGAGACACAGCCCAAAUUUCCAAAAGUCCCCAAGAAAAUGAAACCAAAAUAUCCAGCUCCAAUGACCAAGGGAAAGGAAAACCAUGCACAUCAUGAAGACAAACUGAGCAAUAAAAAGAAACGGAUGAAGAAUGCAGAGUCAAAUAAAUUGAAAAAGGCCAAUGCUGAUGGAACAAAACCAAUAUCUUCAGACUGUAAUGGACCUAAAAAAGCCAAAAAGGCUCAGGGUCCCUCUGCGGUGCCUAGCCGUAGUUAUACAGACGAGGAAUGGGAGGAGGUGUUUGAAGCAGUUCUCACCAGAGUUCUAGAUAAUGAUGGAGAAGACCAAAAGAAAGCAGAAGUGGAGAAAGUAAUGAAAUUAGAACUGGAUGAUUUUGAUGCACUUCUGGAGAUGGCAGAUGAAGACAUGAGUGAAUCAUUUGACACCUCCAACAAACAGACUGGCCACCCUGCCAAAGUCACCCCUUCCCCAAAACUGACCAGUAGAGGAGGGAGUGGUCAGCAGCAGAUGGACAUCCCAGCCCCCAUACUGGACCCUGGUGAGGACAGUAAUGGUGUGGCCACCAUGGGGGUGAGGGAGGACCUGAUACAUAUUGAUCCUCUAGGGGAGGAUGGACUAUUGGAGCAUCAGGGAGAGGGUCCAGAUGACUUUAACUUAGAACAUCAGCUCAGUGACAGCGAACAAAAGACAGCCGUGGUUAACAUGCCAGAGAGAAAAAGGAAGAAAAAUGGAAAACUUACCUCAAAGGGGAAGAAGAAAACCCUGCAACCCAAGCAGCUAGAGUACAGUCCAAAUGGAUUAGUUAACCCCAAUGCCAAAUAUGAAGGAAGCAAAGCGUCACAGAAAAAGCAUAAAAGGAAAAAAGUCCAAAAAGUUUCUUUGAAAGAUAAGAUGAGAUGCAGGGAGAUAGAAGAGAGAGGUGUGUGGGUGCAGUGUGGUUCCAGCAGCUGUAUGAAGUGGAGAUAUUUACACCACAUUACUGACCCCUCUCAGAUACCAGACCAGUGGUUCUGUUUCUUGAAUACAGAUCCUGAGCACAAUGCCUGUGACAAGGUGGAAGAAGAUUAUGAUGAAGAUGAUGCUGCUUACGAGUUCACUCAGUACACAGAGGGUUCCUUAGUCUGGAGUAAGAUGGAUGGAUAUCCUUGGUGGCCAGGAAUGGUGGAAAUGGACCCAGAUUAUGAAGAUUUCUACGAGGUUGAGGAGAAUUCAGUGAUGCCAAGCCACUAUCACGUGGUGUUCUUUGACACCAGGGUCUCCAGAGCCUGGAUAAAAGCUGCCAGAAUGUUGCCUUUCACUGGGAAAGAGGGUGUGGCAGAAAUUGGGCUGCCCAGGAUAAAGGGUCAUGACUACACCAAGGAGGUGAACAGAGCCAAGGAGAUGGCACUUCAGGCUUUGGGGAAGUCUAUUAAGGAGAGGCUGGCAGACUACGGCUUUGCUGGGAGGUUUGUUGGUCACUGGGGUACAGAAUCUGUCACCUGUAGUCAAGAUUCUAGUGAAACUAUGAAAAGGAAAAGCUCUAAGAAGCGACAUGGUGAUGUGCCCAGGUUGGAGGACUCGGAGUUUGAUGAGAUGUUGGAGGGAGCACAAGAUGUACUAGACAAUGUGGAACAGGUGCUGGAUGAAUUGAUGUGCAGUCAAGAGAGCUUCACAGACCAGUACGAACCAUUCCCUGUGUCACCAAAGAAAAAGAAGAAAUCAAAAUCCAGCAGUGUGAAGAGCAAAAAUCCUGACAGGAAGAGGUCUCACCAAGAUUCUGCAACAACAGUUAAGCAACAGAAAAAGAGAAAGAAGAAGAAUGAACAGUCCGUCAAUACACAGCUGGGAUCAGUGGCUGACACAGCAAAGUCUCAGGUCAAGGAGACCAAGGUUAAACCAUCUUUCAAGGCUCCCAAACCUUGCAAAGCUGCCACCGCCUUUCCAAACAAGAAAACUGCUCCAGAAUUCAGCAGGAAGGAUUCAGGAAAGAAAGCCUCCUCCAAGAAGGUUCCUGCAAAGAAGCCAGAGUUUGACCCUGAUGUGUUCACCAUGGAGGCCUCCCAGGAGGAAGAAAUGGAGGAAAGCUCAACUGAGGCAUGUAUGGAGAAGGUUGAGACACAAGAUGAUGGUGAUGACAGCCAAAUCUGCAAAACAACUGGUGCAAGUGAUAAUAAUAGGAAGACAGAGGAAGAUGAGGCGACUGAAACCAGUAGUGAUGACUUAGAUUGUGAUGCCAAAACUAAGAUGUCUGAGGAAAACACAUCCAAGGUUGAAAAUGAUGACUCUUCCUCACUUGAGAAAACUUCCCAUGCUGAAGCUAGACCUGUGAAAAACAUCAUGACUGAAGUGCCUUUAAACACUUCCAACCAGAAAGCCUGGACUAAAACUAAAAAGAAAAUUGCACACAAAACAAAAAGGCCAUUCCUGAAACCUACUCUUCGAAGACAGGUAGAAAAUGAUGCUGUUCUAGUUCCAAAUCAAACCAUGGCCUCCACUGAAGAAACAGAAGGAGAACAUAGGGAAGAGAAAAUUGUGAAGGGAAGGAAGAAAAAGAAACACAAGUUUGUAGCACCCUCAGGAGCCAAGUGGCCAACAAAUGCUGCUGCCAAGUCUGAAUCAGAAGAGAAAAGCUCUAAACACCAUGAGAAAGUAGACCAGAGAGUAAAAGUUGAACCAGAAGCCACAGUCUUUGAUGCGUUUGACCAAGAACCAAAUGGAGAGUGUAUAAAGCUACCUGCCAGCCCUGAUGAGAAUCCAACUCAGUUGCCUGAAGAUACCAAUUCACAAGAGGGAUCAAAAGAGUCAAGUACAUUCAAUAAUCCAAAAAAAGAAAAUAAAUCAUGUAAAAAUACACAGGAUAAUGAGUAUAGUAUUGACCUUGACCUAGAUAAUGAUGACCUUGACCCCAGGAUUGAGGAUAUGAGGAUGUCAGAUAUCCAUGUUGAGGGCCUCUAUGGUCAAGUGUCAGAUGUCGGUGAUAAACUUGUGACCUUGACAUCUCAAGGUCAGAGCGAGGGCGAUGAAGGAGAGGAGUCUGACCCAUUUGAAAUAGAGGAUUAACUCUGUAUUUUUUAAAGUACUAUGGGAAGUGAAUAUGUUUAUGAAUUGAGUCGUUUCAGUGGUAAAAAGCCAUUGUUUACUGUGUGGAUUUUUAAUAUUUUGUUGACUUUAUAAAAAUUUUUAAUUUGCCAAAAGUAAGUUAUUAAAUUAAGACCUUUUUAGUGUUGACUUUUAUUAUAGUUGUACAAGUAG
Messenger RNA from Lingula anatina, 3420 nucleotides. RefSeq lists its product as uncharacterized. Gene Ontology annotation, cellular component: nucleus. Gene Ontology annotation, molecular function: zinc ion binding. The record is from RefSeq and is a predicted model, not a curated record. NCBI's taxonomy places the organism in Eukaryota, Metazoa, Brachiopoda, Lingulata, Lingulida, Lingulidae.